Messenger RNA from Lobosporangium transversale, 2646 nucleotides. RefSeq lists its product as hypothetical. NCBI's taxonomy places the organism in Eukaryota, Fungi, Mortierellomycota, Mortierellomycetes, Mortierellales, Mortierellaceae. Bases 1 to 2646 code for a protein of 881 amino acids. The transcript has 7 exons. The record is from RefSeq and is a predicted model, not a curated record.
AUGAUGGACAAAAUUUCACUCCUUUGCAUCCCUAACGGGGAGUCUACCGCAUUCCCAGUGGACAUAAAUCCCCAGAAGACUAUCAGCCACCUCAAAAAGGCAAUCAAGGAGAAAAAAGACGCUUUUCAGGGUAUUAAUGCCUACGAACUCAUCCUUCAUAAGGUCUCGGUCCCUGGUGAAGGCACCACAGUCAAUCUCACCAAUGUUGGAUCAAAGGAGUCACUCACCAGAGGAUCAAGCAAGGUCUCCAAGGUAUUUGGCACAUCACCUCUGCCCGAGAAGACUAUUCACGUCAUUGUUCAGCGUCCAUCAGCAGUGAUGCCGCUUCUAAUUACCUUCAUGUUCCUCUUCGGGUUACCCUUCAGAGCAACCUACUCAAAAAGCAGCGCCAGGGCCGCCAAGGCUAGUGCAAGAAGCAUGGAACUAGAGAAUAUCGAGAAGAAGGUCUUCCAUGCGGACACUCCAAUUUCACGUUUCCUUCAUUCAUACGUGAAGGGUGACAUUAAGCUCCCUGACGCAGACUGUUGUGUCAAAGGCUUACCACGGGCCUGGCUCCGAUCAAGAUAUUUCAGCCCUGAGUUACCUCAGCCUGCUCUCUAUCUCAUACAUCCAAGAAAACCACAUGAGACGAUAACGACACCUCCUUCUGUAACAGCGCUAGAUACGAUCAGCAGGUUUCAGAAUAACGACAUUAUCACUUUUUUCGGCGAGAGUGGAUGUGGAAAGGCGAGAGCAGUCGUGGAAAUGCUUGCACAGAACUGGGGGUCGGACAGAGGUUCAAUGGACGUUGUUACUUUGUUCAAGUCAGCAAUGAAGAGGUCGAAGCAGUACCUUUCGUCCGAUAAGGUUCAGAAUGGCCCCAAUAUCCAGGCGAUUACAAACUGUUUACUUAUUUCGCGUCUUAUGGUUCUGCAUUACUGUCUGAGUAUCGGCUGCAAUGAUUCAUUUACUUGCGAGCGUUGGAUGUUGCUCCAAAUGUGCCCAGGAGCCUUUAACACCGAUGUAUCAGAUGUCUUUGACGAUGUUUUCACGGCUAUACUACGCGCCUAUCAUGACCAGAGACCGGUUAUCGUUCUCAUAAGCUUGGAGUACCUAUUACAUGGUCGGUUUACUCAGCUUCUCGUUGUCCUUGAUGAAGCGCAAGCCCUGAAUGAUCAUGGAAGAGAAUGCUUUGUGUCGCACGCGGAUUCCAGAACUCCUAGGCCGAUUCUCUCACCUAUUAUUUAUGGGCUUAGGAACAUAUCACGAAGUAGACAAGACUACUGCGUGGUGACAUGUGGCGCAGCCAUCAGUGAAGAUGAGAUUGAAGUAUUAGGAAGCUCGAGCACUUCAAAAUACUUUGGCUGGGAAUCAGUGGGCCAGGUGGCUCUGUACAUCAACAGUCUUGGAAACAUGAUGAACGAGGACGACAAGGUGAUGCUUCAUACAUUAAUACCAGAGGCAGCUGCCCAGGAGUUGUUUUUCAGCCUUCGAGGCCGAUACCGUCCAAUCAUUACGACAAUCGAGGAUAUCAUCACUACCGGAUCUCCAUCAUACUGGAAAGAAGCUAUUGAAGGCCGAGUUCGAUCUUUGGUAAACUAUCCUAAGCAACUUCACAUGCCUGGGGAUAUUUGCUCAGCUAUCAAAAGGACGAUCGACAAAGUUGCGAAGGAUCCAAUCAGGUUCGGGGAUGCUGUCGAACUCAAGCACGUCCUCAAGCAAACUAUUGUUUAUCGAGCCUCUCUGGGACUGCCAUGGAGCUUACAAGGAGAGAAGCCGAUCUUGGUUGAGAGCGCUUUCGGCUGUCUCCGCAAUGUAGCUACCAGCACGGUUUUUGGGAAGUCAUUCUACACGGUUAUUGAUGAGCCAUUUAUAUUCCAGGCUGCCUACAACUUUAUCAAGCAUGAGGACUAUGACUUCUAUGGUCGACAACCUGAAGAAAGGAUCUUUGAGCUGCACGCACCCUUGGAUCUGGUUUACGCUUUCCAUAAUAAACAGCUCAAGCAAGAAUUAUUCUCGAUCCCCAAGGCUGCUAAGCAUCAACCUACGCCAAAACUUAAAAGCCCUAUCCCUGAAUUUGAGCCUGUUGCUUUUCUCAGGCAUUUGUUCAAACAUAAAGCAACGAUUGUCGGAUGGGAAGAUUAUGAUUGGAGGGUUCGAUACAUGGAGGCUCUGACUAUGGGCGAUUUUUUAGAGGCACACUACAAGCAUAGCUCGAUGUGGGGUGGCUCUGCGGUACCGCCUUUUUACUACCCAGAGUCGUCUCUUUCGGGACCGGAUAUAGUCUUUGUUCUACGAAUUGAUGAUCAGCUCUACCCUGUGUUUGUCCAGACGAAGCUCUCUCAAGAUAUUUCUCCAGGAAAAGUAGAGGAGGCACGGUUGACGAUACAUGAGAGCAAACUCAAGCAUCAUCUUCCGAAUUUGGCCUCAUACUGCCCUGGCGGAAAGUACUUUGGCUUGAUCUACGUUCACCCUAUGGUUGUAAAAACACCUCGAGAGAGCUGGGAUGAUAGUCUUUGGCGUACAGAGCCCGAUUGUGGAGCCGAUGGCAAUCAAGUCCUCAAGGAUGACGACAUACCAUCGAUGCAACUCCUUAUGAUUAUUGAUAGGAGCAAUAUGCAGAGUCUUCUUCCAGGAGGAGUGGUUGACUUUCUCGAUAGUGUGUAA